This is a messenger RNA of Tricharina praecox, 972 nucleotides long. RefSeq lists its product as uncharacterized. The record is from RefSeq and is a predicted model, not a curated record. The transcript has a single exon. Lineage: Eukaryota; Fungi; Ascomycota; Pezizomycetes; Pezizales; Pyronemataceae. The coding region runs from base 304 to 888 and encodes 194 amino acids.
GAUCAGGAACCUCCCGAGUAGAGCCCUCCGAUGCGUUAACAUAGUAUACCUAGUACAUGGAGGUUAACUAUUGGCAUGAAUCAUGGGGAAUACACCAGUCGGAGAGACGCGCGGGUGCUCUACGGGGGGUAUGUAUGUACUUUUGGCAGUGGCAGUGGCAGUGGCAGUGGCAGCAGCGCUGAAUCAACACUUUACUCAGGGUAGUACAUAGAUUGGUACAUAGAGUAGCUGGUAGCCUGGUAGGGUGUUUGAGAUAAGCAACGGCCUGAUAUCAGCAGCGCAAUCACGGUGGGUGGGGGGGAUAUGGCCACGGAGAGUUGGAGAUGGGCUUCACGGUUCUGGCCCUCAAUAACGGUCAUUCCCAUGGCCGGGAGGACAUCAUGCGUUGUUAACACUGUCCGUUGGUCUGUCUGUCGACCCGACUCGCCCGUUGGGAGGGAUACUUGGGUACAUAUCGCCGAAUAUUUUUCGUCUCGCUCGACAGACUCGAUGGCGGGAGAGAGAGAGAGAGAGAGGGAAAAAAGAAAAAAGGAAAAAAGAGGGAAAAGAAAAGCAAAAAACACACGCACCCCCUCCCCGCUCUCGCCCCUCACCUCUGACGAAACCGUCCUGACGCAACCUGACGACGCUGACGAUGGGACUAGGUACGUGAGUAGGUAUGAUGGCGAUGGAAUGACAGCUCUGUCAGGUACGGCGGAGGACAGGUGCCUAGAGGAUUUAGCACCAGGCCGGAGCAGGAGAAAGGAAAGAAGGCCAGCUUUCGUAUGUGCUCCGGCAGAAGUAGCAGGUACUGUCGCACCAAUCGAUACCUACUCCAAUCGAUACUCCAAUCGACACUCCAUCACCGGUAGGCAUGUCCUUCUCGGUGCGCCAUGGGUUGCCGUCUGAUUGGCUUCCAUCCGUGACGGUCGAUCUGGCCGUGUCUCUGUCUGCCUGUUCUUUGUCCGUCUGCCUGCGAGCACAGAGCAACUC